Messenger RNA from Oncorhynchus nerka (sockeye salmon), 1429 nucleotides. Its product is annotated as nuclear receptor subfamily 2 group E member 1-like. The transcript has 9 exons. NCBI's taxonomy places the organism in Eukaryota, Metazoa, Chordata, Actinopteri, Salmoniformes, Salmonidae. Gene Ontology annotation, biological process: cell differentiation; anatomical structure development; negative regulation of transcription by RNA polymerase II. Bases 1 to 1194 code for a protein of 397 amino acids. The record is from RefSeq and is a predicted model, not a curated record. Gene Ontology annotation, molecular function: nuclear receptor activity; zinc ion binding; RNA polymerase II cis-regulatory region sequence-specific DNA binding.
AUGAGCAAAGCCACCUGUUCAACAAGUGGGUGUUUGGAUAUUCUGAAUGUUAAAUCAAGUCGUAUCUUGGAUAUCCCGUGUAAAGUGUGUGGGGACCGGAGCUCUGGGAAACACUAUGGCGUGUAUGCGUGUGACGGCUGCUCUGGCUUCUUCAAGAGGAGCAUCCGCAGAAACAGAACAUACGUCUGUAAAUCAGGCUGUCAGGGAGGAUGCCCCGUGGACAAAACGCACAGAAACCAAUGCCGAGCGUGCCGCUUGAUAAAGUGUCUCGAAGUGAACAUGAAUAAAGAUGCCGUUCAGCACGAGAGGGGUCCCAGGACGUCCACCAUACACAAGCAGGUCGCCCUAUAUUUCCGGGGGAACAAAGAGGUGAACGGUUCAUCGACCCACUUCCCGGGUUCGAGCCUACCGGGGCCGCCAUUGUUCACUACGGUCACACAACUGGAGCCACCUAACUUGGAGAUGAGCACAGUAGCCUGCACGCCGGAGAGGCAGGCCAUCGUGGGACUGGCCCAGCCCACCCCGAAGUACCCUCACGAGGUCGGCGGCACGCCCAUGUAUCUCUAUGAGGUUGCUACUGAGUCGGUGUGUGAGUCAGCCGCGCGCCUGCUGUUCAUGAGCAUCAAGUGGGCCAAGAGCGUGCCCGCCUUCUCCACGCUCCCCUUACCUGACCAGCUGAUCCUCCUGGAGGAAGCCUGGAGAGAACUGUUUGUUCUGGGCAUAGCGCAGUGGGCCAUUCCGGUGGACUCCAACACCCUGCUCGCUGUUUCCGGUAUGAAUACAGACAACACAGAGUCCCAGUGGAUGAAUAAAAUAAUCUCCGAAAUACAAACCCUGCAAGAGGUCGUUACCUGGUUCAGACAGCUGCGCCUGGACGCAACUGAGUUCGCCUGUUUGAAGUGCAUCGUCACGUUUAAAGCUGCAGUGCCAACGCAUGACGGGUCGGAGUUGAGGAGUUUCCGCAACGCCAGUGCCAUUGCUGCACUCCAGGAUGAGGCACAGCUCACCCUAAACAGUUACAUACACACCAGAUAUCCAACUCAGCCCUGCCGCUUUGGGAAGCUGCUCCUACUUCUACCAGCUCUGCGGUCAGUCAGCCCAUCCACCAUAGAAGAAGUAUUUUUCAAGAAGACCAUCGGGAACGUGCCCAUCACAAGGCUCCUCUCUGACAUGUACAAAUCAAGCGACAUAUGAGUUUAUUUCCGCCAUAUCAACAUUACGCUCACUAGCCAAGAGUGUCUGUUAAGGCUCAUAGACACAAACAUUCUAAUGAGCACGUGACAAAUUGAACUUGAAGAACAUAAAAACUUUGAUUUUACAAAUCUUUGGGUUAGGCUUACGUUUUGAGGAUGUAUACUGAACAGAAAUAUAAACAGAACAUGUAAAGCAUUGGUCCCAUGUUUCAUGAGCUGAAAUAAAAGACCCCAGA